AACCCAUUGGUGCGUGAUUAUUUUAUUACCAACCCAAAUGGCAGUGGUUAGGCAAUCAGACCACCUUUUCUGCAUUUGCCUUGCCCAAGCAUCAGUGUUCCACAAAGCCAACCGGAAUUUCCCACCGCUCUGUCAAAUGCAUCAUCCCCAACCUCUGAGAAGUGGUAAACAGGGCCCGUCCCACCAAUGAUGUCUCUCACACCUAGAAGGGAAUAAGAACAAGAUUCCAAAACUUUCCUACAUACUUCCCACCCCCGCCCCCAACAGCCCAGAAGUUAAAAGCGCCUGUGGCACUGGCUGUUUUGCUUUGCUGUUGUGAGCUGAAGACCUGAAGAAAUCCACAACAGCCACGGCAGGUGGACGUGACAGCAAUGGACCCCCCUCAACUGUAUCUUCCAGAGUCUUUUAAGGGUGCCUGUGGAAGAGCUGGCCAGUACCGAAGACUCCAGCAACCCAGAAAGAAAAAUGGCCCCUUCAAAAGGAAGGGGAUGGAAAGAUGGCAUAGAGCUGUGUCUACCAACCUAGUAAAACAAAACAUACUGGUGCCCAAAGACGAAACGUCCGGGGAUAGCGACAUGGAAUUUCAUGAAAGCCAGCAAAAUACAAAAAAAAACUGGAUGAAGAAAGUGAAGACUGUUUUGGGAAGGAUGCUGUCCUGCAAAAGUAGAAGCAAGUCAGCAAAUGGCAGCAGAGGGGCCUCCGCUAACCCUAAGGAAACUUUCCUUUCAAACCCUCAGAGCCUUCUUCCUAGAAUUGUCAAGGACCUUCCAUCCGCCAGGUUAUUCAUGAAACCAAGAAUGAGAAAGCUGUCACAGAAUGAAGCUGAGACAGAGGAGAUAACCCAAGGAAAUACUCUACUCCGGGCCAGGAGAACCACCAAGCGGUUGUCUGUGACAUCCCUUCCUUCAGGACUGCAGAAGGUUCCGUACUCAUCAAAAAAGAGAUCCCACUUUCCAGCACUCAAAAAAAAGAAACAUAGUGUGGAAAACAUCCUCCGAAAAUCAGAUUUGACAGUGGGAAAGCUUCAAAUGCAGGUGGAUGACCUCAUAGAAACAGUGACAGAUAAAUCCAUGAAGUUACUGGCCCAAAGACAUGCGGAGCUUCAACAGUGUGAGUUUCUAGGGGAUGAAAUUCUUCAGUCUUCGAAGCAGUUCCAGAGGAUAUCCAAGAGAACCAUGAGGAAGUAUAAACUGAAAAAUGUAUGUUUCCCGUGUACCCGCUGCUGCUUCUGAUUUUGUCCCUGAUUGCACAGAACUGAUCUUUCUGGGAAUUCUUAUCUUUUGGUGCAUAAUCCUGAAUAAAUCUCUCUAGUGAAUUAAUCAACCGGGGAGAAGGACAUCUCUUAGAAUAUUCUGCCCAACAGUCCUUCAAAAAAAAUUCUUUUUCGGAAAACUGACUUUUAAUUCUGAGUCAACGUAAGCAAGUUUUUGCUUCAUAAUUCUUCCUAAUAUUGGAAAACAGAAACAUUGAUCAGGGCAUAGGAGGUCCGCAAAGAAAUUUCUCCCAUGAUUUGCCAGAUGAAAUUAGAGGAAGCCAGUUAAAGGUGUUAUGACACUUUUAGUAUGACUACUACUGAGCUAAUUUUCAACUUUCAUACUUAAAGGUAAGAAUUCUUAAGAUUACAAAAAUUUAACAUUGUUUAAAGUAUGAUUCAUGCGAACUGUCAUGUUUCCGAACUAAAAUAAAUGGUAAGGAUGGAACCUAACAAGUACUGAGCAUUAAAUUCCAUACUU
This is a messenger RNA of Felis catus (domestic cat), 1733 nucleotides long. It is a transcript of the gene CA2H3orf49, whose product is annotated as chromosome A2 C3orf49 homolog. NCBI's taxonomy places the organism in Eukaryota, Metazoa, Chordata, Mammalia, Carnivora, Felidae. The record is from RefSeq and is a predicted model, not a curated record. The transcript has 5 exons. The coding region runs from base 372 to 1232 and encodes 286 amino acids.